Messenger RNA from Sordaria macrospora k-hell, 1449 nucleotides. RefSeq lists its product as uncharacterized. NCBI's taxonomy places the organism in Eukaryota, Fungi, Ascomycota, Sordariomycetes, Sordariales, Sordariaceae. Gene Ontology annotation, molecular function: single-stranded DNA binding; ubiquitin protein ligase activity. The record is from RefSeq and is a predicted model, not a curated record. Gene Ontology annotation, biological process: protein monoubiquitination; DNA damage tolerance. Gene Ontology annotation, cellular component: Rad6-Rad18 complex; nucleus.
AUGGAAGUCUUCCGCGAUGAAGCCAUCAACGUCUCCGACUCGACCGACUGGCUGGGCACUCCCCUCGCAUGCCUGAUGCCCGUCGAACAGGCCUUCCGCUGUCACGUAUGCAAGGACUUUUACGACGCUCCCAUGAUCACUUCCUGCUUCCACACCUUUUGCUCAUUAUGCAUCCGAAGAUGCCUGUCCGCCGACAGCAAAUGCCCAUUAUGUCGAGCAACCGACCAGGAAUCCAAACUCAGAGGCAACUGGGCUUUGCGCGAAGCCGUAGACGCGUUUAAGGGUUCCCGUAAAGCUCUUCUAGAGUUCGCCAAGGCACCACCGACAGUUGAAGUACCACCAACAAAUCAGUCGGGCCCCAGUUCACCAACAAAACGAAAGGCGACUGAAAUGGAUGGCGCCAAAGAGGAGGACCAAGAAACCAAGAGGCCUAGAAGGUCGACCAGAUCAACAAAGACCAAAUCCGCCGAGUUAACAGCAGCCAUACUACAAGAAGAGGAAGACACGACGCCCUCGGCCGAUCCAGAUUACGUUGACCAACCACCCGACGACGGCCUAGUAGCCUGUCCCAUCUGCCUCACCCGCAUGAAAGAACAGCAAGUCGACCGCCACAUUGACACCUCCUGUCCCGGUUCUCCCGAGGCAGCAGCAGCAGCAGCAGCCAAACGACAAGCGCAAACACCACAACAACCAUCCUUCAACACCCGCCUGGGCCAACAAAACACCAGUCAAACCCAACCCCAAAAACCACCCGAACGCCUCCCAGCCCUAGCCUACUCCAUGCUCCGCGACACCGCCCUGCGCAAGAAACUCUCCGAACUCGGUCUCUCCACGCACGGUUCUCGCCAACUUCUCGAAAAGCGACACAAGGAAUGGAUCACCCUCUGGAACGCCAACUGCGAUUCCUCGCGACCUAAAAAGCGGUCCGAGUUGUUGCGGGAUCUAGACGAAUGGGAACGCACAGUAGGAAAUCCCGGCGGAGGAGGUUCGAGGAUCGGUGGUUUUGGUAUGACAAUAGGAGGAGGAGCGGGGCAGGGACCCAUGGCUAGAGCGCAAGCUGCCGGCGCGGAGAUCAAGGAUAAAGAGUUUGAUGGGAAAGCGUGGGCGAAUCGGUAUGGAGGGAGUUUUGGGGAUUUGAUCAAGCAGGCUAGGAGGGGGAUUAAGAGGCAGACGUUGGGUGAGGGUGGGGAAGAUAAGGGUGAGGGAGAAAAAGAGAAGGGGUUGGAGACGGAGACUAGCAAGGAGGAUGCCCCAGCUGAACUUCCAGCCGGAGAGAUGAGCGCGCCAACACCGAUGGAUAUCGUCCCGCCGUCGAGUCCACCACGACAUGAGCAGGGGGAGGAUGGUACCGGUAUGGACGAACAACAACAAGUAAUACCAGGGACGCCAGAAAGGGCGCAGCAAUGGGAGGCUUCACAGCAACAACCACCAAUAGCUGGCGAUGCUUAA